Vidua chalybeata is the source of this 2525-nucleotide messenger RNA. RefSeq names its product UDP-glucuronosyltransferase 2A2-like. The record is from RefSeq and is a predicted model, not a curated record. NCBI's taxonomy places the organism in Eukaryota, Metazoa, Chordata, Aves, Passeriformes, Viduidae. Gene Ontology annotation, molecular function: UDP-glycosyltransferase activity. The coding region runs from base 227 to 2461 and encodes 744 amino acids. The transcript has 8 exons.
CCUGUUGUCACCCUCCUGGUGUCAGCGUCCCGGCGUCACUCUCCCGGCGCAGAGCAACAGGUCUUAGAGCUCAGACGAAACACAGGUUAUAAAGUAACUACCUGUGCAACAUCAAAGUUUCUCUUCUGCUAAGAGUGCCAGCAAGGAGCCAUCAAACACAACACAGAGGUGCAGAACUCCCAACUGGAAGGGAAAAUUCCCAGACUAUCUAGCCAUUGACUCUGCCAUGGCCAUGAAAACAAUCAGCUCAAAGAAAUACCUCCAGCUGCUUCUUUUUCACGUUGCUCUUCUAGGGCCUGUCUUCUGUGGGAAGAUACUGGUUUGGCCAACAGAAGGCAGCCACUGGCUGAACAUGAAUGUAAUGGUACAGGAGCUCAUCCGCCGUGGGCACAGCUUUACCAUCCUGGUAUCCAACGCUACCCUCUUCAUUGAACCCAGGCCUAAGACUACGGAGAAGUUUGAGAUCUAUAAUGUGCCCUUCGAGAAAGAUUUACCUGAGACCCUGCUUAAUGACAUAGUGGAUCUAUGGCUCAACAAUAGGCCAACCAUCUUGACCUUCUGGCAGUUUUUCAAGGAGUUGGGAAGACUGUCCGUAAGCUGGCAGGAGAUGAACAAGAUGAUGUGUGACGCAGUGCUGACCAACCAAGAGAUGAUGGCUCGUCUGCAGGGGUCUGGCUUUGACCUGCUGCUGUCAGAUGCCGUGACCCCCUGUGGGGAACUCCUGGCUCUCAAGCUGGACAUUCCCUUUGUCUACUCACUACGUUUCUCCCCAGCCUUCACUCUGGAAAGGCAUUGUGGCAAGAUCCCGGCCCCACCAUCCUACACGCCUGCAGCCCUGUCUGAGCUCACUGACCGCAUGUCUUUUGGGGAGAGAGUAAAAAACUUUCUGUCUUACCACCUUCAAGAUUACGUUUUCCAGAGCUACUGGGGACAUUGGGAUAACUACUGUAGCAAAGUCUUAGCUGACAACAGCCACUGGCUGAACAUGGAGCACAUACUACAGGAGCUCGUGGCCCGGGGCCAUGAGGUGACCGUGCUGCUGCCUUCGUGCUUCCUCAUCGUUAAUCCCACCCAGCCCUCACCCUUCCAGUUUGAGGUGAUUGAGGUGCCAAUCACCAAAAAGGAGAUGACUGACUUUAUGGAUAAAAUGUUUUAUUUUUUUUUUAAUGAGGAGAGAGAGCUACCUAUCUGGAAAAGUACUUACAAGAUAGCUCAAAUGGUAUUGCAGAUGAAGAACAUAACCAAAGUAAUUUGUGAUGGAGUUGUGAAGAAUGAGACCCUGAUGGAAAGACUGAGGGCAUCUGCCUUCAAUGUCCUUUUGGCAGACCCACUAUUUCCCAGUGGGGAGCUGGUUGCUGAGAAGCUGGGUAUCCCCUUUGUGUAUACGUUCCGGUUUUCCAUGGGCAACACAGUGGAGCGGCUCUGUGGAACACUCCCAGCACCUCCUUCCUAUGUACCAACCACCCUAACCAGCUUAACAGAUAGGAUGACCUUCUGGCAAAGGCUAAAAAAUAUCCUUGGCUACGCUCUGCAUGAUUUCAUGUUUCAUUAUGUUCUCUGGACAAGCUGGGAUCAAUACUACAGUGAAGUUUUAGGAAGGCCCACCACCCUGUGUGAGACGAUGGGGAAAGCAGAGAUUUGGUUAAUCAGAACGUACUGGGAUUUCGAAUUUCCACGCCCUUUCCUGCCCAACUUUGAGUUUGUUGGAGGACUUCAUUGCCAGCCUGCAAAACCAUUACCAAAGGAAAUGGAAGAAUUUGUUCAGAGCUCUGGGGAACAUGGUAUCAUCGUAUUCACACUUGGGUCAAUGGUGCACAGCCUAAGUGAUGAAAAAAGUAAUGUGAUUGCCAAAGCCCUCAGCCAGCUUCCACAAAAGGUCCUCUGGCGGUACAAAGGGAAAAAACCAGAAACUUUGGGCUCCAACACCAGGAUUUUUGACUGGAUACCACAAAAUGACCUGCUUGGCCAUCCCUUGACAAAGGCCUUUAUUACACACGGUGGGACCAAUGGGCUCUAUGAAGCCAUCUACCACGGGAUCCCAAUGGUUGGGAUUCCCAUGUUUGCUGACCAGCAUGACAACCUUGCUCACAUGGUAGCAAAAGGAGCUGCAGUUCAGGUGGAUUUCAACACAGUGAAGACACAGGACUUGGUUGAUGCACUGAACACAGUCAUUUACAAUUCCACCUAUAAGGAAAAUGCUCUAAAGUUAUCCAAGAUACAGCAUGACCAGCCUGUUAAGCCUCUGGACAGAGCUGUCUUCUGGAUUGAAUUUGUCAUGCGUCACAAAGGAGCAAAGCACUUGAGACCAGCUGCUCACCAUCUCACCUGGUACCAGUACCACUCCCUGGAUGUUCUGGCAUUCUUAUUCACCUGUACAGCCACAAUUGUCUUCAUUCUUUUUAAGUGCUGCCUAUGUUGCUGUAGAAGAUGUGGCAGGAUUGCAAAGAGGAAGAAAGAAUAGACACCUUGUUCCCAUCAGCACUUUUCUUCUCCUAGGCUGAUUCAACAAGGCAUUUAUGCACAUU